Messenger RNA from Wickerhamiella sorbophila, 1854 nucleotides. Its product is annotated as DNA topoisomerase 3. Gene Ontology annotation, cellular component: nucleus. Bases 1 to 1854 code for a protein of 617 amino acids. Gene Ontology annotation, molecular function: DNA topoisomerase type I (single strand cut, ATP-independent) activity; DNA binding. NCBI's taxonomy places the organism in Eukaryota, Fungi, Ascomycota, Dipodascomycetes, Dipodascales, Trichomonascaceae. Gene Ontology annotation, biological process: DNA topological change. The record is from RefSeq and is a predicted model, not a curated record. The transcript has a single exon.
AUGUCUCGCGUUUUAUGCGUUGCUGAAAAGCCGGCAAUUGCAAAGGCGUUGGCGGGUGCAUUGGGUGGUGGCAAUGUAGCGUUACGAUCCACAAGCUCCAAGUACAUCAAAAACUAUGAUGUGAGCUACAAUUUCCCUCAGUGGGGGCCAUGUCAGGUCACUGUCACGUCGGUGAUGGGACAUCUCACAGACAUCAAGUUUACAAGCGAUGGCCCGUGGCACAAUGUGCAAGAGCAGCUGUUCACGACACCAAUGGAAACGCUGAUUGCUGAAGGGAUGCAAAAGGUCGCCAAAAAUAUCCAGCAGGAGGCCAAAAAGUCCCAAAGGCUGUUUAUUUGGACGGACUGCGACCGAGAGGGAGAGUUCAUUGGAAGCAAUAUAGUUGACGAGGCCAAGAAAGCCAACCCCCGCAUUCAGGUUUUUCGCGCCAAUUUCAACAAUGCAGAGCCGUCGCAUCUCCGGCAAGCCGCGGGAAGACCAGGCACUAUCAACCAGAAUGAAGCUGAGGCAGUGCAGGUACGGCGCGAGCUUGAUCUACGUACUGGUGCCGCAUUUACGCGUUUGCAGAGCACUCUGUUACAAAAGGAGGUCAAUGGUGCUGCCAAGGGACAAGUGAUCUCGUAUGGUCCUUGCCAAUUCCCUACCUUGGGGUUCGUGGUUGAUCGGUACUUUCGUCGAAAAAAUCAUUUGCCCGAAACGUUCUGGUACAUCCAGCUGCGUGCCAAGCCAAAUGGAUCUGAUGCGAAACCAGUAAACUUUAAUUGGUCUCGUGGGCGCUUGUUUGAUCGCAUGGCGGCAGUGUUGUUAUACGAACGAGCCUUGGUUGCGGGGUCGAAGGCCAAAAUCACCAGCGUCAGCGAAAAACCAACAAAGCAGUACAAACCGCUGCCGUUGACCACUGUCAAUCUUCAAAAGCUGGGUGCAAAGUUCUUGCAUCUAAGUGGUAAAACAAUCAUGGGGAUAGCUGAGCAUCUCUACAACAAAGGUUAUAUUUCGUAUCCUCGCACAGAGACCGAUCGCUACGAUACUGCUAUUGAUCUCAAAGCUUUAGUGGCAAAACAGCAUUUGAAUGGAAAGUGGGGCGAUUACAGCAAGGCUUUGAGCGACGGGAAGUUCACUAGACCUCGGGACGGAAAGCAUGAUGAUAAGGCUCACCCGCCCAUCCACCCUGUCAAAGGGAUUGCUAAUGUGGACGGCAACGCUGAUCUCACUACAAAAGCACACGCACAAGUAUAUGAGUUUAUAUGCCGGCACUUUCUGGCUACGUGUAGUGACGAUGCUCAAGGCGUUAAAACCGAGGUUACACUUGAAUACGGGCCUGAAAAGUUUCACGCAGAGGGCGUCCGAGUUAUUGCCAGAAAUUACCUGGAGGUUUAUACAUAUGCCAAAUGGGACUCUAAGGAGCUCCCAGCCUUUGUUCAGAGUGAGGAGGUGAGUGUGAGUUUGUGCAAACUUGCCGAGGGCAAAACCACGGCACCCACGCUGCUAACCGAGCCCGAGCUCAUCGCGUUAAUGGACACAAAUGGAAUUGGCACUGACGCAACUAUGGCAGAUCAUAUUCAGAAGAUUCAAGAUCGAGAAUUUGCAGUCAAGAAUCGCAGCAAAGAGUUUAUGCCCACCCAACUGGGCAUCGCUUUGGUGGUAGGCUACGAUCGUAUUGGCCUCGAAAAAUCUUUGUCAAAACCGGGGUUGAGGAGAGAGACCGAAGAAAUGAUGAACUCAAUUGGUCACGGCACAGUUACACCCCAGGCGGCGAGGAAAAAAGUUGUUCAAGAGUACUUGGCUAUGUUCAAGCAAACCGCAGAGAAAAAGCAAGUUCUUGUUGAAGCAUUCAGAGAGUAUACGCCCUCGUAA